AUGUUUGCUUCACAAUCCCACCCUAGUUUGUCGCCUCAAAAGUCUAGCAACUCGGUGAACACUACCACGCAAAACUACCAUGAUUCGAGACAGCGUCAGUCGAAGCGGGAUGAUGCCAUCAGGAGGAGAAUUGAGCACGACUUGAACAAGAGAAAGAAAAACGGCAGCAAGAUCAUGAGACACAAGAAGGCAAUCCCCGGCACCGUCUUGUCGUUGAAGCCAUCCAACCCAAUCAUAUGCAAGACUUCGGCUUCCGUAUACGAAGCAUCGCAGUUGAUGAGCGCAAAGAGAGAAAAUUGCGUCUUGGUGGUCAACGACGCGGGUGAGUUGUUGGGGAUUUUCACCGCGAAAGACUUGGCUUUUAGAAUAGUCGGGUCGGGGCUCAAUGCCAAUUCGGUCACCAUUGACCAGAUCAUGACCCCAAACCCCAUUUGCGCCACCGCAAAUAACCCAGCUUCGGAAGCCUUGACGUUGAUGGUGGAAAAGGGGUUUAGACAUUUGCCCGUCUUGGAUGAAGAUCACCAGAUUGUAGGUGUCUUGGACAUCACCAAGUGCUACGCGCAGCAAAUGGAGAAGCUCGAAAGAAUGCACGCGAGCUCCAAGAAAUUGUACGAAGCGUUGGAUGACGUGCACUGCGAAAUGGGCAUGAAGGAUCAACCGCAACAGAUUUUCCAGUAUUUCGAGUCGUUGAAGAACAAGAUGAACGGGCCAACGUUGGAAUCGGUGUUGGAUCACACGACACAUCCCAUAUACACCACAGUCAAGUCCUCCGUUUACGAUGCAACAGUGUUGAUGAAGGAAAACCGCACCACGGCUGUUUUGGUCAAGGAUACAAAUGAGGAAGUUGCUGGCAUCUUCACUUCCAAAGAUGUCGUGUUGCGGGUUAUUGCAGCUGGCUUAGACCCGACAAAAUGUUCGAUUGUGCGAGUGAUGACCCCGCAACCCGACGUUGCCGAUGUCCAUUUGCCAAUACAGCAGGCCUUGAGACAGAUGUUUGAAGGACACUACUUGAACUUGCCCAUUGUCAGCGAAGGAGACGAUAUCAUUGGAAUAGUGGACGUGUUGAAGUUGACGUAUGCCACAUUGAAUCAAAUCAAGCAAUUGGAAGACCAAGAAGUUUCUCACCGGUCGUCUCUGGACGGCCCUGCAGAACCGCCUUCGGGUCCUGCAUGGAACAAGUUCUGGACCUCUUUGGGCAACGAUGAUUCCGAGUCUGCCCACUCGUCGUUCAUGGACGAUUACGGCGGCGCCCCAGAGAUCACGCAGUCGGAGUUUCAAUCCUUCAACGUGGACAUCAAGCCCUCGGACUCUGUGUCCCAUGUCGAGUCGACACCAACUAGAGGCUCUAUCUCGGGCUUACCUGGGCUGAGCAGCUUGAAUACCAUAGGUGCAACUCCAUUUAUUUUCAAAUUCAAGUCUCCCGCCAUCGCGGGAAGAGUACACCGUAUAACCUUGUCCGCCAAUGAUGGUGUCACGAAAUUGAGAAAAUUGAUUGACGCAAAACUACACGAUAAGGACUACAUUAAGUUGAAUGUGCCCAAGCCAGCUGUUGUAGCUGCUGCUGCUGCUGCAGAUGCAGAAGCUUCUGGUGCGGAAGCAGCAGAUUCCACCGUGAUUUCAGAGCAAUAUGCUAUCAGUUAUGUCGAUGACGAAGGCGACGUCGUCUCCAUCACCACGGAUAACGACUUGAUUGAAUGCAUUCGAAUCAAUCUCAAAUUGAACAACGAGAAAGCUGAUUUGUACAUACACAACCCUCACGAACAUGCACCUAUUGAAGACAUCAAACAGAUCACCACAAACAAUAACGACUCGAGUCAAAUCGUCCCGGGGGUCGCCAAUGAAGUGUUGAUUACAGGUGCAUUAGCGGUGUUGGCAUCGGCCGUAAUCAUUGGGUUCACCUUGAGUAGGAAGUAG
Lodderomyces beijingensis is the source of this 1914-nucleotide messenger RNA. The record is from the annotation of a GenBank genome assembly. Lineage: Eukaryota; Fungi; Ascomycota; Pichiomycetes; Serinales; Debaryomycetaceae.